UUUUUUUAUGAAUCUGGCAAAUUAUUCGUACUUUGCUGGCAUGUGCAACAUGACCGCCGAGACGCAGCACUCGCCCGCAGAGGCCAGUCCUGUCGUCAUGUCCCCGAACCUGAGCUUGGACUCGCCGAUGCCUCCGCCACCGCUGAUGCUGCAGGCCCGGUCCAAGGACAACAUCCUGAUCAAGUCCGAGCCCAGGGGGAGCAGUCCCAGCGCGGAGGACGGAGCCGCUCCGGGCCAGACGGAGGAGCACCUGCCCACGGGCAGCCGGCGCAGGAAGCGGCCCGUUCAGAGGGGGAAACCCCCCUACAGCUACAUCGCGCUCAUCGCCAUGGCCAUCGCCAACUCCCCGGAGAGGAAGCUCACCCUGGGGGGCAUUUACAAGUUCAUCAUGGAGCGUUUCCCCUUCUACAGGGAGAACUCGAAGAAGUGGCAAAACUCCAUCCGCCACAAUCUGACCCUCAACGACUGCUUCGUGAAGAUCCCCCGGGAGCCCGGCAGACCCGGCAAGGGCAACUACUGGACGUUAGACCCCGCGGCGGAGGACAUGUUCGACAACGGCAGCUUCUUGAGGAGAAGGAAGCGGUUCAAGCGCACCGACGUGAGCACGUACCCCGGGUACAUGCAGAGCUCCAGCGCCUUCACCCCGACCCCGAUGGGCCGACCGUCGUACCCCAACAGCCUGUACGCGGGGAUAGGCUCCGGCUACGGCGCCCAGCUGACGGCGGCGUCGCCGCAUCCGGCCGUGCUGCAUCACUACCAAACGUCGUCCGGGCUCGGACAGGGGCAGCCGCGGAUGUUCAGCAUCGACAACAUCAUCAGCCAGCAGACGGUGGUGCAGGGCGGCCCGGGCGCAGAGCUCAGCUCUCAGCUCGGACUGGGCGGAGGCGACCUGGGCACCAUGACCUCCAGCUGCUCGGUCACGGGCACCGACCCGUCCGCGUGCUUCCAGGCCCAGACUGUCAAUCCGUCGGCGAACAUGCUGAGCAGGAACAGCGGGGGCGUCACCUCCACCUUGACAGCCGGGUACCCGUACGCGUCCCCGGCCUCUCCUCCAAACCUACCGCCGAUGACGCAGCCCGGCUUCUCCCCGGGGAACUCGCAGGUUUACUGCUCCGGCAACAGGCUCUCUCUUCCGGCGCUGCGCCCGAGCUCGUGCGCGGAGCACGCGGAGCCGCUGCUGGGCCUUUCCAGCCCCAUGAACUCCUACAACAACACCUACAUGAGACAAGCCAACUUUGCUUCAGGAUUAGAGCGGUACAUGUGAGACGUUCAUCAACAGAAAUGCUCCCCAUUCGUCACAGGCGGCCCCAAAAUGAAGAACCACAGGUUCAGUGGAUCAGGAUAGAUGAAACGUAAUAACUCAAAGGACUUUUAUAGACCUUGAUAUGACGACGCACAGUGACCGAGCCUCGUGAUAAAACAUUCCCAUUAAAAGCCAUUUGAUUCCGUUUCACACAUUCCAUAACUGUAUUUGAGGUAUUUCAUCGUGGCACGUGUUUAUAUUUGCCAUAGCGAUUAUCCACGUCUGCUGUUCAUUCGUGUAAGUUGUUUGUUGAUGUUUAUUAGUCAUUGCUCUCGAUAAUAAAUUCAUUUGUUUUUUUAAAUAAACGUGGUCUUUAUAUUUGUGAAAUGCGUUUGAUUACAGUGAUUCUUCCGUGUCGAUGACAGUGAAGUUUAUGAGUGAAUUUAA
Messenger RNA from Betta splendens (Siamese fighting fish), 1690 nucleotides. RefSeq names its product forkhead box E3 (gene foxe3). The record is from RefSeq and is a predicted model, not a curated record. Gene Ontology annotation, biological process: cell differentiation; anatomical structure morphogenesis; regulation of transcription by RNA polymerase II. NCBI's taxonomy places the organism in Eukaryota, Metazoa, Chordata, Actinopteri, Anabantiformes, Osphronemidae. The transcript has a single exon. The coding region runs from base 8 to 1264 and encodes 418 amino acids. Gene Ontology annotation, molecular function: RNA polymerase II cis-regulatory region sequence-specific DNA binding; DNA-binding transcription factor activity, RNA polymerase II-specific.